Messenger RNA from Dreissena polymorpha, 5976 nucleotides. RefSeq lists its product as uncharacterized. The record is from RefSeq and is a predicted model, not a curated record. Lineage: Eukaryota; Metazoa; Mollusca; Bivalvia; Myida; Dreissenidae. Bases 323 to 3661 code for a protein of 1112 amino acids. Gene Ontology annotation, molecular function: protein binding. The transcript is spliced from 15 exons.
CAUAAGGUAAAUCGAAAAGGGUCGAUAUAUUAUCUUUGUGUUUAAACUAGCUCAUAUUGAAGUAGGUUGCUUAAUUCACAAACGUGCUCUGGGCAGGGAAGAGAGAUAACAAAUUGUUAAGGAUAGAUUGUGUAACAAACUAAAGCUUCCUGAAUAAACAACUACAGCGCCGGGAGCAAGGUAUCAAUCAAUGAUGUUACUCGUUAGAAAAUUGGUCAAAACAACAACGUCGCUUCGACUUUGCGACCGCUGAUUAGUUUCACGGAAUUGAUUUAUCUACACGCGGACCCCACCGAGUGACUGCAAAUGCGACAGUCGCAAAAUGAGUCAGAAAAAGGAACACAUACUGCCCAUUCUGAGACCAAGACCAUUCAGGCCGUCGAGAAAUUUAAACACAAAACACAUUGUACCUGUACAUAGAAUCGGUGAAUCACGGACGGGAAUAAGUAUCCAAGAUCAGGAAAGUCAACCAUUGCCUGCUGUUGCUGAAGGGACGAGUGUUGACACAGACAACGAUCGGAGAGACCCACCUGCUGGGCCGAGUACCAAUACAGGCAAAGAUGCAAAUACCCAUAUAUCUUCAAGCAAUGCCGAAAGCACACACAGCGAUAGUCAUGACAACCUUAGUAGAGGAGCUAAGGUAAAGGAUGACAAAUCCGACAGUGGUAUUGGUAUUGAUCCGGAAACUGUUGAAAACAACUUAAGACUCAGUAAAAAGGAUUCUGACAGCGCAUUACUUCGUACCGGCGCAGAAGACAAAGGCGGCCACCAAGAAGACAAAGACAAUGAACAUAAAGGACAAAGUGAUGAUGACCAAAAGGGCAUUGACAGUGGACCAAAGCCAACGGGUCGUGAAAAAAAGACGACGGAAGAGAGAUGCGAAGGAAAUACCGAUCCAUCACGAAGGUCUCUGAGGAAAAAACAUAAUUUUUUCAAAUUUUUUCAGCCGUCAGACAAAGCUUCACGGCCCAUGGUUACCCCAGCACCUCAACCCAAGCCUAAGAAACCCCAUCCCACUGUCCAGCCUGCUCAGCCUGCUAUGUCUAAACCAGGGCCUCCCAAGCUGCCAGAUACAGGGCCAGUGAUAUCUGCUGAGCAAGACAAACCAGAACCGGCAAAAGGAGUGUUCACCAAGCCAGCUUUGAGAAGCACACCAAAGUCGGAAAGGAAGUCAUAUGAGUCUGAUCACAGUGAGAAACCAGUCUUUAAUGUUCCUCUGAAGAAAGCUGCUAAGCCUGAUUUAAAGCAGAGUCAUGAAUCACCUAAACACCUGUUUGAGACGCCUACAUUGAAAAGCACUGAGCGUAAAAUAACAACUGCAGAUGAACAUGACAAUGAUAACACCAACUUAAGUGCUCCUCCUAACAAUGACAAGGCAUUUGAUAAACCUGGUCUUCGACAAACAAAAACAAGAAAUGAUUCAGCAGAUGAUUUACCAGUAUCAGGGUUCACAUUUGAAAAACCUCCAUUAAAAUCUGCUGUAUCACCUGGCAAUACUAGAGAAAAACCAGACAACAUAUCAAGCGGUAUGUUCGAAAAGCCUGUGCUAAAACGGGCAACACCAUCUCCAGAAAAAGAAGUGAAACCAGCUACCGAGGCCAAGGGAACAUUUGACCUUCCAGUGCUGCGGAAAACCGGGUUUGUGAGUCAAGCUGAAAAGGACAGACAGGAACAAGAAAAGCCUUCUUGGUUGCAGGAGGCUGCUGAAAAGCAGUCAAAAGUCCUUGAUGGCUUGCAGUCGAAAGACACAAAGCCCGUGGAGAAGGCGGUUGUGCGUUACUCCUACGAUGGGGAGAAUGAGGAUGAGUUAUCCCUCACUGAGGGGGAGAUAAUCAACGUGCUGGACAAGGGUCUAGAGGACAGUGACUGGUGGCGCGGUGAUCUCAACGGUCGCGUCGGAGUCUUCCCCGGCAGCUUGGUGGAGCUAAUCAAGGAAGAGCCGUCAGACAAAGCUUCACGGCCCAUGGUUACCCCAGCACCUCAACCCAAGCCUAAGAAGCCCCAUCCCACUGUCCAGCCUGCUCAGCCUGCUUUGUCUAAACCAGGGCCUCCUAAGCUGUCAGAUAUAGGGCCAGUGAUAUCUGCUGAGCAAGACAAACCAGAACCGGAGAAAGAGGAGAGGCAGCCGACUGUGCCCAGAAAGAAGCCGUUUUUCCCAUACCCACCCCUUAACAAGAAACUCACGACAAACAUACACCUCAAAGACAUAGAGAACAUGGAUGACGGUAAACAUGGUCGGUCAUUGGAGCAGGAUGAAAAGCUCUUAGGUAUAUGUACAAGCUUCGGCAGAAAGUCACAACAAUUAAAGGAUGAAUGUGAAAUUAUUUGUAAACGUGUUAGGAAGAUUACAGAAGUUUUGAAUGUCUAUGCUGCUUUUCAAGAGACUGAUGAAUCCAUCGUUAUUUUCAUCGUAAGUGUAAACGCUGUAUCGGAUGAAAUUUCAAAGAAUCUUACGAACCUUGGCAUUCGUUUUAUUGUGAAACAACUGGAUUUUAACAAGUCUUUAAUUUCUAAUGCAAAGUCAUCUGUUGCAUUUCAAAUGAAAGACAGUGAAGUUGAAUUGAUUCGGACAUGCAUUUCGAAUAAUGCAGAUCUUUUAAUGGCGAAACAUAAGUAUCUGAGUAUUGUAGAAGGCUGCUGCCAUAAACGUGAGUGCGGCAUCGCUAUUGAUUCAAGCGCAUGCAAAUAUGAACCAAGACUGGCUCUUUAUGUUCUUGCAAAGGGAUAUAUACCAAUUGAUGAAGAUCCUUUUGAAAAAUCAUAUGUUGGUAUACAAGUUGAAGUUAGAGAAGGGGUUUUCGUCCCAUUUGUAAAGACAUCCAAUGAGUAUCAUGAUCAUGUACGUAUGGGUUGUGCGAUUGAGCGUCAUUUGAAAGGCACUCUUGGUUUGUUUAUUGAGCACAAUAUAUACGGUCUUUGCGGCUUGACGUGUGCUCAUGCUAUGCUGUCAAAGGAAGAACAUGAAAGAUGUAAACAAACCAAUGGACGAAUUCACUCUGAGUUAUUGUUAAAUGAUUGUGAAGUUUACCAACCAGAACGUCCGCACGGACUAGGAAGCCUUGUGGAGGCAAUAUACAAAGAAGGCAACUGUUCUCAAACAGGAAUUGACAUCGCCCUUGUGGAAAUUAAACAACGUCAUCCAAUCGAUGGCAAAUUUCCAAGCAGUAAAGACGGAAUCAACAGCGAAUCCACAGAGAUCAAUUUUGAAUUUGCAUCAGGAAAAGCACUUACACCAAGUUUAAACAAUGGUCGCUGUUGCAAAUUUGGGCAAUUCUCGGGUUAUACGGAAGGCACAUUGAUCAACAAGGAACAAAACAGUGUCGCUAGAGACGUCUUAGAGGUUCUCGGAUAUAAAUUUGUUAUAUACAAUCAAUUAAACGUGAAGUCAUCCACACACUUAUUUGCAAAACCGGGUGAUUCGGGUUCACCCGUGUUCGUCAAAGACGGUGAUGGCGAACCGGCAUGUAUAGGAAUUGUCGUUGGAGGAAGAACAUGCGAUGGCGUUGUUUAUGUAACCCCUAUAAAUACAAUUUUACAGGAAUUGGGCAUUUCACAACUGAAGUCUUUCGUUGCUAAUCGUUUCGAAAGAUUGGAAGCAAAAGUUAAUUCAAUUGAUCAAAAACUCGAUUUUUUAAUAACGAAACUGACAUCAAGCACAUGAACACAGUAAGCUACCGGCAUGUUAAAUGCAUGUUUAAUGUUGUAUGUAUACUUACAUUGUAUGUUAUUAUUUGUACGGUAUAUAUCAUUAUUUCGGGCUCUAAUUCAGUUUUCCCAUGGAUGUAACGUUGUUAUCAAUAUUGACCCGAAACGUCGAUGUUAUUGUUUUGGAUAGUUACCGGUAAGUAUAAUUUACAAACAUACACAAUGAACAAUUACAUUUCUAACCAAACUUAAUCGCGUUUUGCAUAUCGGGAUUUCAAAAUCCUUAUUGAGUCAGUAAUCAUUUAUGUUGUGAUUUAAACAUAAAUUUGAUUUCGUUGAUUAAAACACGUACGGUUGUAAACAAGUAACGUCUGCUGGGCAUGCACAUAAAUGAGCUUAAUAUUUGUCAUUUAAAUGCACUUUUUGUAAAUUCUAAAUUAGAAUCUGUCUUGUUCAAGUUCGAAAUAAGACUAUUUCUUGUUUAUUCGAGUUUAACUGAUAUCUGUUAUUGGGGCAGUAUGGAUUGACUUUCCUGCUUGAAAAUAUGCUUUGUUUGUACAAAAAGUGUGAAGAUACUUCACAACCGUGCAACACGUGUCAUGACGGACAUUGAUACAAAUGACAAGGGUGGAAGUUACGAUGUCACUGUCAAUGUUUGACUGAAAGGGAAAAAUGACGAAGUCAUGGUUUUGUCAAAAUCGGUUCGUGGAGCAAUAACUACGUCAGAUAAAAGCAAGUACGCUGAUAAAGCCCCAUUAAUAAAUUAUUUAGCGUGCGCUUGAAAAACACGAUUCGAACAACACAUGUAUUAUGGUAUGCCUUCGUAGCAUUCAACGCACAUAAAAUGCUUUCGUUAAGCGAAUCACAACCAUUGGGUCAUACGCAAUGAGUGGCUCGUAUAAAUUUGAUUAUUAUGAGAGGGAUGCAUGCGAACCGCCUGAAAAAGUUGAAUUGUUUGCUUUCGAAUCGUUUACUCGUGCGGUAAAUGAAAACAUUAGCCUGUUAGCGAGUCUAUCAACGCAUUUAAACUUGUUGAGGUUUAUGAUAAAAGCGUUGAUAAAACUCUGUCUGACAGAGUGACUGACAUUUUUAGCACGACUAUUAUAUAUGAAAUAUAUAUAGUGGAGCUAUCCUACUCACCCCGGCGUGGGCGUUAGCGUGAGUGUCUGCGUGAGCGUUGGGAUGUCCCUUCACAUAUUGCUUUCGUGUUUUGAAUGCUUCUUUACCAACAUGACCCCAAUCUAUAAACAAGAGCAGACAGCUGUAUCAAGCAUUUUGUAAAGAUGAUGGCCCUUUUUUCUCUUAGAAUAAGCAUAGUAUUGAUAAAUAUAUGCUAAUGUUUGCGUACCACCUCAAACACUUUCUAUGUCCCUUGACAUAUUGCUUUCAUAUUUUACAUACUUCUUUACCAACAUGACCCCAAUCUAAACAAGAGCAGACAGCUGUAACGAGCAUUUUGUAAGAAUUAUGGGCCUUGUUCCACUUAGAACAUGCAUAUUAUUGAUAAAUCUAUGUUAAAGUUUGUGUACCGCCUUUCCACUUAGAAUAUGCAUAUUAUUGAUAAAUCUAUCUUAAAGUUUGUGUACCACCUCCAAUAUUUUCUAUGUACCUUGUAAUAUUGCUAUUAUAUUUUGCAUACUUCUUUACCAACAUGACCCCAAACUAUAAACAAGAGCAGACAACUGUAUCAAGCAUUUUGUAAGAAUUAUAGUCCCUUUUUAUACUGAGAAAAUUGAAAAUUGGUAAAGUUUUGUGUUUAGGUUCACUUUUUUUCUAAAGUAUCAAAGGGACUGUGCAGGCAAAGUUAUGUAACUCUGACUGGUAUUUUGACAGAAUUAUGGCCCCUUUUAUACUUAGUUAAUUGAACAUUUGGUUUAGUUUUGUUUACAAACAUAUAAAAGGGCAUGAAAGAGUUUACGGAUGAGUGGAUGGUCCGUUCAUCCCGGAGAUGUUCAUCAUCAACAGAGACGUAUCUACGUCUCUGACAUCAACUAGGAAAAAAGUUGGAAUGAUGACGGGAUUUGCAUCAUUAAGUGUAAUCCCUGGUGCUUCAAACUGCGAGAGAGCGCUUGCAUGGACGCCUAUUGUUCGUGUUGUUGAAACUGAUGUUACAUAUGCAUGUUCAUCGUAUUAUGCUUAUUUUUCUAAUUUGGGUUUAAAUUUCGGUUUAAUGACUGCAUUAUAAAAUAACCUAUUUACGCAAAAUUACGAUUUUAACACCUUCAAAUCACAACGUUGAGUAUGAUCGAGUUAAGAUUAAUUCCGAAAAGUCUGUCUGUAGUCCAUUUCUUCGAAUUUCAAUUGAGAAAAAUGCGAGCCUUUUUGUCGUUU